Messenger RNA from Silurus meridionalis, 1630 nucleotides. RefSeq names its product regulator of G-protein signaling 9-binding protein. The transcript has 2 exons. Gene Ontology annotation, biological process: G protein-coupled receptor signaling pathway; detection of light stimulus involved in visual perception. The coding region runs from base 653 to 1381 and encodes 242 amino acids. The record is from RefSeq and is a predicted model, not a curated record. Gene Ontology annotation, cellular component: photoreceptor outer segment; neuron projection. NCBI's taxonomy places the organism in Eukaryota, Metazoa, Chordata, Actinopteri, Siluriformes, Siluridae.
ACUGGUUGUGUCGGUGAUGCGCGUCCACGUGAGCUUUCCAGCGGUAUUUAAUGGAGCGCAUUUGGGAAGUGAACAUCUCCCCGAAACAAAGCGGAAACACAGGAGAUAUAUAAUCCAUGAUUUGCACGAUUUUUUUUAGGGGGAAAGGAGAACAAGGAGACCGCGCACCAGGGAGAUGGUUUCAUGCACAUCAAUUAGAAGGAUUUUAUUGAGAUGUAGAAGGUUUUUUAUGAGCAUCUGAGGACACGUUGCGUCUUUUAUUUCCUUUUUUAUUAGGAUUAUGAUCCAGGGAUUGUUUGUCCAGGUUGAACCUGAUCAUGUUGGAAUUGGAGGUGUCACUGUGGAGUAGUGUUGUGUAUUAUGGAACAUUAUAGUGGGGUAUAGGGUGGGGUGGUGGUGUUGUGUAGGCCACUGAAACCGACAGUAAUCUCCAAAGGACAAAAGUAAAUCUGUUUACAGACCAAGCCUGUGCGCUGCCUGGUGAAGAACCAGAGGAGGAACAUGGCUGGAGAGAAAUCGGCCGUGACGCGAGCGCUGAGUGGAUUUGCGUGGAUGCGGUGCUGCCGUGGAAACUAGGCGCGUUUCCACUCCACUCCACUCAUCCACGACUUUCCAUCUAUUCGUUUAUUUUGUGUGUGUUUUUUCCACCAUUAUGGGCAAAGACGAAUGUAAGACCAUGCUGGACGCUUUGAACAAGGUGACCGCUUGCUACAGGCACUUGGUGUCCGCUUUAGGGAGCACCUCGGACUCGCAGAACCUGCGUGAAGAGCUGCGGAGGACGCGGCGGAAAGCGCAGGAGCUGGCGGCGGCCAACCGGAGUCGCCUGACCGCGCUGCUCAAAGACAAGAGCGUGAGUGGAGAUGACCGCGCCGAGUACGAGCGCUUGUGGGUGCUCUUCACGAGCAGCGUGGAAAUCCUCGAGGUGGACAUGAGGAGGUCGCUGGAGAUCGGGCACGAUUUUCCGAUCAAGGUGCCCACGCGACACUUCAUCCAGACCGGCAUGACCGGGAGCACGAGCACGGUGGCGGCCCGCGCCAUGAGCAUGCAGAGCAUGAAGUACGAAGCGGACCCGGGCAUCGACACUGCCGAUUUAAAAGACCUGGAGGCCGAGAUCGCUCAGCUCGAUCAGAUGAUGGAGGAGAUGGAGAUGAAGGUGCAGGUGGCGCCGUGGGCGGUGGAGGCCAAGCAGGAAGCUGGAGCUGAACUCAAAUCCACAGUCAGCGUGGGAAACUCGUCCGUUGGUGUCAUCUCCAUCUGCGAAGAGGAACCCAAGGAUGGAGGUGAAGCUGAAGCUGGAGUCAUGAGGAUCUUCGCAGGCAUCAUUUUCACUGUGGUUUUACUCAUCGCUGGGAUUCUGGGGUAUCUGGUCGUCAAUCUUUGAAAAUGAAUUGUGUGAACAGCAAAAAACACCAAAAAUUGGAGGUUACCUGCAGGAUUUAUUGCAGCCCACAUAUUCACCUGUGUGUGUAUAUAUAUGUGUGUGUGUGUGUGUGUGUGUGUGUGUGUGUGUGUGUGUGUGUCUUGGACUUGAAAUGAUUUAGAAGUAAAUCUGAUAGCUUUUGUGGAUGUAAUGAAUCCAUGGGCCUCCUUCUAACUCAGUAUUAAUGCACUGUAAAAAAAAAAAAAAAAA